UACACUUUCUCUUUCUUCUUUAUUUAUUAAACAAAAUAAACAAAAUGUAUUUCUUAAAAGAGUUCAAACCCAAAUGCGAUUUUCUAAAGUGACUUCUGAUCACUUUCAGUUUAUACCUUCGAAAGAUACAAAAAAUUCAAAAUAUAUGGAAAAAUAUUAUGAUAAAUUAAAAAUCAAAGCUGAAAAGGAGAAUUUUUCUUCUGUGGAAGAAAUGAAAGCUGAAAGAUUAAAAGCAAUUCAAAAGAAUUCAUUUUUUGUACCAAAAAAAAUUUCAUCAACCGAAAGUGAAACGAAUUCAUCACAGAAAAAAAAUUAUACAGAAGCUACAAUGAAUCCACCACCAAAUGUCAAAACUCUUGACAAGAUAUUAAAUAUGGAAAAGAUAAAAGAUCAUGAUUCUGAAACAAUCGAAAAAAUAUGGUUAGAAUAUCAUUCUACAAAAAAUUGUUUGUCUGCCGUUAUUCCUGCUGAAACUUAUAGAACCUUAUUUAAACGCGGACAACAAUAUCCUAUGUUUGUUGUUCCUUUACCUCAAGAGCAUGGAUUAGAAUUUUAUAUUCUUCAAUUUCAAUUCCAUCAAUGUUUUUUCACUUCUUUAUUAGAAUAUAAAACUCAUGGUAUUGAAUCAAAACAUCAUAUGGUAUUAACUCAUUUUCCUGAACUUAUGGAUUUUAAAGGAAUUGUUUUAAUGCAUGGUGAAAUUAUUCAACCAAAAUUAAUUUCUUUAAAAUCUGCUCAAUAUCUUGCUUAUGCGAUGCAAAAAUUUUAUGUUAGUGGAACAAAUGAUGAAUUAAAUUUAGUUGAAAAAUUUCAUAAAUAUCCUGAUAAAUUUGAAUAUAAGGAUUUAAUAAAAAAUUUAUAAAAAUUAGA
Messenger RNA from Rhizophagus irregularis DAOM 181602=DAOM 197198, 870 nucleotides. RefSeq lists its product as uncharacterized. NCBI's taxonomy places the organism in Eukaryota, Fungi, Glomeromycota, Glomeromycetes, Glomerales, Glomeraceae. Gene Ontology annotation, biological process: mitochondrial proton-transporting ATP synthase complex assembly. Gene Ontology annotation, cellular component: mitochondrion. The record is from RefSeq and is a predicted model, not a curated record.